Messenger RNA from Glossina fuscipes, 1760 nucleotides. Its product is annotated as acyl-CoA desaturase. The record is from RefSeq and is a predicted model, not a curated record. The transcript is spliced from 6 exons. The coding region runs from base 318 to 1712 and encodes 464 amino acids. Gene Ontology annotation, biological process: unsaturated fatty acid biosynthetic process. Gene Ontology annotation, cellular component: endoplasmic reticulum membrane. Gene Ontology annotation, molecular function: iron ion binding; stearoyl-CoA 9-desaturase activity. Lineage: Eukaryota; Metazoa; Arthropoda; Insecta; Diptera; Glossinidae.
UGAAUGAAUGUUUGCUUGACUUGAGCUGUUAGGCAAUAGAAAGUCAAGUAAAUUCUUUAACUGCCAGUCAGUUGAGAGAGUUCGUUUUGCAAAGUCAAAGCCGCAUAAAUAAAAUAAAAAAAAUUAAAAGAAGAAAAGUAAAUAAAUAAAUGAAAAAUUAAAAAAAAAAAUAAACCGAGCAAUAUCUGUUGUGAAUAAAUAUUGCGAGUGAGUGAAAAGUAACAACAAGUGUUAAAAACAACACAAUAACAUUUAUAUGUUAUGUCUUGUAAAUACGCUAAGGCGACAAGAAGAACAAGAACAGCAAUAACGACAUCAUGUGCCUUUCGACGAUACCCAUCACUAAUGAAACUAAGGAACAAACUGCCGCCUCAACAAUAAUUGCAUCAACAUCAAGCGCAACUACGACAACUCCUCCUACAUGUUCUUCUAGUCAAUGUGUAUUAAAUAGAUCAUCAUCACCGGCAACACUACAAUUAGAAACAGAUUGCAACGGCAAUAACAAUGAAGUUAACCAAAACAGUAUUAAACAGCGUAAACAAAAAAAUAUAUUAAAUGGACAACAACAACAACAACAACAACAACAACAACCGCAACAGCAACAACAUGUACAAACCAAAUGCUUAGAUGAUAAUUUAGGUUAUAACGAAGAAAAUGCCGUCUAUAAGGAAUUAAUUAAGGCCAAGGAGUCACUAAUGCCAGCAAACAUAAUGGAAGAAACGUUAAGCCAUGAAGAACAUCAACCAAAAAUACGAUGGUUAGAUUUAAUGGCACAAUUAUUUUUACACGUAGGCGGCUUAUAUGGUUUUUAUUUAUUGUUCUCAGCGAAAUUAUUAACAUUUCUUUGGGUCAUCAUUAUCAUAUGGGUUUCAGGUAUUGGCAUAACAGCCGGCGCACAUCGUUUGUGGUCCCACAAAUCAUAUAAUGCUUCUUUAACAUUACGAAUAUUGUUAAUGUUCUUGUUCACCAUAGCGGGUCAGCGUGAUGCGUAUACUUGGGCUUUGGAUCAUAGAAUUCAUCACAAAUUCUCAGAAACUGAUGCCGAUCCGCAUAAUGCUAAGCGAGGUUUCUUUUUUGCUCACGUCGGCUGGCUGUUUUUGACUCCGCAUCCUAAGGUUGUAGAGAAGCGAAAAAUUAUCGAUAUGUCAGAUUUGGAACGAGAUCCGGUCGUUAUGUUUCAACGUCGUUGGUUUAUACCAUUGUUUGCAAUUUGUUCGAUUGGUUUGCCUGCAUUGAUUCCAUGGUAUCAAUGGGACGAAUGUUUAUGGCGUUCAUUUUGGAUCAAUUUUAAUAUGCGCUUUUGUUGCACCUUAAAUGUGGCAUUUUUUGUAAAUAGCGUCGCCCAUAUGUGGGGCCGUAAGCCAUAUGAUAAGAACAUUAGCCCCGUCGAAAGCCCGAUGGUAUCAUUUUUAGCUUUAGGCGAAGGUUGGCAUAACUAUCAUCACGUUUUCCCGUGGGAUUAUAAAACCGGUGAAUUCGGUAAUUACAAGUUAAAUGUUACAACCGCUUUCAUAGACAUUUGUGCUAAAUUUGGUCUAGCCAAUGGACGUAAACUAGUUUCGUGCGAUAUGAUUAAACGACGUGCUUUGAAAUGCGGAGACGGUUCCCGUUUCCUUACUGAUGAGUUUGCCCACAAAAAUCAAGUCUGGGGUUAUGGUGAUAAAGAUCUAAUGCCAGAAGAUUUACAAGAGCUUAAUAAAAUGACAAAAUAGUUUCGUUCCUUUCUUUUAUUAAAUAGAAUAAAUAAAUUAAAAAUUGAA